Molecule: messenger RNA, 2241 nt
Organism: Truncatella angustata
Lineage: Eukaryota; Fungi; Ascomycota; Sordariomycetes; Amphisphaeriales; Sporocadaceae
Product: lipoxygenase
Exons: 2
Coding region: 1-2241 (746 amino acids)
Biological process (GO): lipid oxidation
Molecular function (GO): oxidoreductase activity, acting on single donors with incorporation of molecular oxygen, incorporation of two atoms of oxygen; metal ion binding
Source: RefSeq, a predicted model, not a curated record
AUGGGAAACACAAUAUCCUCAUUGCGGUCAAAAUUCGGCUACGGUCAGAAUGACCUCGUAUCAAGGCUGAACUCCAAUCUUCCCAUACCCCCAGCUCACUUGCGCCUCGCACUACCACACUCAAUUCUGUCACACCCGAAUGAGGACCAGUUUCUGAAAACCUUAGUCGGAGUGAAGGACGCUCCACUCGCAGACUUCGACCCCGGCGUCCUCUCCGAGGAACUCCUGAACUUGGGGAUUUCCGGCAGAGUCGAUGCCGAGAAGGCUCAUACCCGAGAUGGGUUCGAGUAUGAGGGAGGGAAUAUCGAAGAAGGCACCUACGCGGGAACACAAGCAGCGUUGACACAAGUCUACUCCCGAAUCGAGCAGAGUUAUGCAUCGUACUUUGAUGUUCUAGCAAUAGAACCCACGCUACCACGCUAUAUCGAUCUGAAAGAGAAACGUGACAUUUAUCAGUAUUCUGCCUACCCAAUAGGCGAUGAUGGCAAACCUGCUGCAUACCCACCUCAUCUGCAAGUGAUUCCUAAGGCAGAUGAUGUAUCGAAAUGGAAGAUCUUCAACGCACUUGGACUGGCUCAAUCCAUCGUCAUUGUUCGGAAGGUCAUUCCGGACUCAUUCCUGGGGAAAACAGCAGAGUGGCUACAGAAUACAGCAAUAGAUGUUAUUGCCGGCGACCCUUCAGUGGGACCAACGAUCAAGGACUGCGAAGAAUACAAUAAAUUCCACCGCAAGUCUGGCACAGAUAUUGCUCGAGGGGAAAAUGUCGGUCUCUUACCUGAUUGGUUUUCUGAUAGAAGGUUCGCUGAGCAGUCUUUCACUGGUACCAAUCCUACAACAAUCACCCGAGCAUCAAAAAGUUUUGUCGAGGAGUUCAUCAAGGCUGCGAGGUCUGGGGGCUACAUCAAAUGGGCCGAAAUACUACCUAAAAUCGACCCAGCAUCGUUGUUUGUGCAGGAUUGCAGCUACUACCGGGAAGCCAUGGGGGUGGCUUCAGACGAGACCGUCCACCACAAAGAGCCUCUGAGUGAGGACAACUGGGCCUGUGCCCCUGUCACCUUGUUCCAGCUACAUGACAACGGAAAGCUUCAUCCAGUUGCGAUCUGCAUCGACUACAAGAAGACCAUGGAAAAGUCUGUCACAAUCUUCAACAAGCGUGUUUCUCCUUCGGACUCAAGCAAGACGGAAGCCACGGAUUGGCCUUGGCGAUAUGCCAAAACCUGCGCCCAAGUGGCAGAUUGGGUCCGCCACGAACUCACGGUCCAUUUGACGAAUUCGCAUUUCAUCGAGGAGACCGUCAUUGUGGCGACGAACAGAACGAUCCCGAUGGAACACAUCAUCUACAAGACUCUGCACCCACAUUGGUACAAGACAUUGUCCCUAAACGCUGCGGCAAGGGACGCACUUGUGCCCCACACGAUCCGUGACAUUGUGGGCUUCAGCCCCGAGCAAGCCUCCUCCUUCAUCAGACAUGGAUACGAGAAUUACGACUUUGUCGGGAACUACGUGCCGAACCAGCUAACCUCGAGAGGCUUUCCAGACACAGAAGCUGCUCUCAGGGACCCGAAGUAUAAGAACUACCCAUACGCCAAGAACAUGACGCUGAUGUGGACCGCCAUCCGACAGUACGUCUCCUCGAUCCUACAGACGUACUACGACAAGGCGCGCGCCGACGAGAUGGUCGCAGAAGAUCCAUACAUCGCAGACUGGUGCAAGGAGAUUCAGACCGCCGGAUGGCUGAAGACCUUCCCGACCAUCGAAACAUUUGAUCAGCUCGUGGAUGCUGUCACCAUGUGCAUACACGUCGCCGCACCGUUCCACUCCACGGUCAACUACCUGCAGAACUUCUACCAGGCCUUCGUCCCCAACAAGCCCCCCUGUCUGUGCACUGCGCUCCCGACGUCCUUGGACGACCUGCGGAGCUUCACAGAGGACCACAUGAUCAGGGCACUCCCCAUCAGGCGGCAGAGGGAGUGGCUGCUCGCGACCCAGCUGCCCUGGCUGUUGAGCUUCCGCGUCGCCAGCGACCGGAGCCUGCUGAACUUUGCGCUCAGUCAGUGGAACGUGUACAAGAAGAAGAGAGGGGACAAGGAGGUUCAGGUGAGGGACAUCUCGGAAAUGUUUUAUCUGGAGCUGUGCAGGCUGGCCAAAGUCUUCUACUACAACAGUAGGGAGAUGGACGACGGCGCCAUUCCGUACAUGGUCAUGGACCCUGCAAAUACGGCUGUGAGCGUCUUGAUUUGA